Cynara cardunculus var. scolymus (artichoke) is the source of this 1924-nucleotide messenger RNA. RefSeq names its product meiosis-specific protein ASY1. Lineage: Eukaryota; Viridiplantae; Streptophyta; Magnoliopsida; Asterales; Asteraceae. The transcript is spliced from 21 exons. The record is from RefSeq and is a predicted model, not a curated record. The annotation marks the transcript as partial.
UUGGAUUCUCUGGAUUUUCAGGUUGUUGCGCAGAAGAUGAAGGAAUCGGAGAUCACCGAGCAGGAUUCUCUUCUCCUUACAAGGAACCUACUACGCAUAGCAAUAUUCAAUAUAAGUUAUAUCAGAGGUCUUUUCCCGGAGAAAUACUUCAGUGAUAAGGGUGUGCCAGCCUUAGAGAUGAAGAUCAAAAAGCUUAUGCCUAUGGAUGCAGAGUCUAGAAGACUAAUUGAUUGGAUGGAGAAAGGUGUAUAUGAUGCUUUGCAGAAAAAAUACCUCAAGACACUAAUGUUCUGCGUGUGCGAGACAGUAGAAGGGCCAAUGAUUGAAGAAUAUGCCUUUUCUUUCAGUUACUCAAAUGCUGACAGUCAAGAGGUUUCUAUGAAUGUCAAUCGAAUUGGAAACAAGAAGCAAGGGGAAACAUUCAAGUGUAACUCCGCAACGGAAAUUACCCCAAAUCAAAUGAAGAGUUCUGCAUGUAAAAUGAUACGUACCCUGAUUCAACUUAUGAGAACUUUAGAUAAGAUGCCAGAAGAGCGCACCAUUUUGAUGAAACUUCUCUAUUAUGAUGAUGUCACGCCGACUGAUUACGAGCCCCCAUUCUUCAGAGGAUGCACAGAGGAAGAAGCCCAUCAUCCAUGGAUCAAAAAUCCUUUGAGAAUGGAGGUUGGCAAUGUCAACAGCAAGCAUUUUGUAUUAUCUCUGAAGGUCAAAAGUGUGCUAGAUCCUUGCGAAGACGAUAAUGUGAGUUUGGGAGAUGAUUCGAUGCAGAGAGACGAGGAUAGUGAAGCUGAUAGUGAGGCUAGCAUUUCUGAUGAUGACUACAUAGUCGCACCAGUAGAUAAGCAAAAAGAGAAACAAGAUGCUACCAUGGUUGAUGAAGAUGAUACUCAGGAUGCUGCUGAGGAUGAACAACAACUAAACCGUGUGAAGGAUUGGAUCAGUGCCUAUCAUCUAGAUAAUCUUGAUGUCACUGAUGUCCUCUCUAAUUUCCCUGACAUCUCAUUGGUUUUGAUUGAAGAAAUUAUGGACAAGCUUGUGAGUGAAGGCAUUCUAUUGAAAGCUGGAAAUGAUAGUUUCAACAUCAGGAGGGCAGGGAAGUUGGAAUACGAAUUUGAUGCUGUGAAAGAGGAAACUGAUGGCCGCUUUAUGAUCGGCAAGAAAAGUUCACAUAGCAGCGGUGAAGAUCACAUGUACAUGAAGGCACUCUAUCAUGCACUUCCAAUGGACUUCAUUACUGUUUCUAAACUUCAAAGCAAGCUCGGUGGAGAGGCCAACCAAACUACUGUACGGAAGCUAAUGGAUAAAAUGACCAAAGAAGGAUAUAUUGAAGCCACAAAUAACCGUAGGCUAGGAAAACGUGUGAUCCAUUCUGAUCUAACCAACAAGAAACUUGCUGAACUCCAAAAAGCCUUGGAUUUUGAUGCUGUGGUGGACACAAACGAAACACAUAACAAAUCCAACCACUCAGAAAGCCAUGCAGGGACUAAUCGUCGGGACACCUCCACAUUUGGUGCACUCCACUCCAUCGGAUCAGAUCUCACACGGACAAGGGGUCGAUCUGAUUUGCAUCAGAAUGGGUCCAACACCAGUGACCCAACUGUGUCUAAGUUAAGAGAGAAUGGACACAACACUCCCACAAGCAACACUCAGCCAAUAGCUUCGAUAGAGAGCUACACAGCAGGGAUCGAGAAGGGUAGAAAUGGAAAGAUUACCGAGGAGGAUAAAAUGGAUACCGUGGUUUGUAGCAGAUCCACCCUUGACAAACGUUCCCGAAAAGCAAGCACGGUAAAGGAGCCUAUCCUCCAGUCCAUGAAACGCCAGAAAUCGAUCUCAACUUCAUGAAGGGUAAGGUGAAUGAAACAUGAUAUGAUUUGAAUAUACUAGAAAGAGAUAUAAUUCAUCAUAGCAACCGUUGUUUGUUAAA